AUUUCGAUUUUAUUUACUCGUCUAUAUAAUAUUUAUUUGUCUUUUUUGUCCAAGAGUGACUGUCAUAUCAUACCGAAUUUGUUUAAACAUAUUUUUGUGUAAGUGAAAUACGAGUAUCUAUCUAUUCAUAUUUCUACGGUGUGCGUGUGUGUGCAUGCCGGUGAGAAGUAAACUACAGUAGCUUUAGCCUAUGGUCCCUGAAACAUUAACAGGCACGUCUCCACAGCCUUGCAUCAAUUAUGACAAGAAAACACCACGCUCGAACCACGUAACGAGGUGGAGCUGGUGAAAGAGAAAGAAGCAUCGACUUCCAUCACGAGCGGUGGUGCCCGACAGUGACAUAUAGCAAGGAACACAGGUGAAGGGGCUCCAGGAAAGCCUGCACAGCUCACACACCACGCAUCAAAACAGCCAUAGCACACAAAACAGCCCACAAUGAGUGAUACGCGAGGCAGAGAUGCAAACUUGUAUAAUGCACACGGAAUUCACACACAGACUAUAACGCCUACACAACAUACACGAAAUGUAGCAAACACGCCACCGCCACCGCAAACAGUGUACUCACCACCACCCACGUCAACUGUAAGAACACCACCACUCUACCUAAAUACAAGGAACUUUUCAUCACCACCCAUGUCAACUGUGAGAACACCACCACUCUACCUAAAUACAAGGAACUUUUCAUCACCACCCAUGUCAACUGUGAGAACAUCACCACGCUACCCAAAUACACGGAACAUUUCACCACUACCCACGUCAACUGUGAGAACACCACCACUCUACCCAAAUACACGGAACAUUUCACCACUACCCACGUCAACUGUGAGAACACCACCACUCUACCCAAAUACAUGGAACAUUUCAUCACCACCCAUGUCGACUGUGAGAACACCACAACUCUAUCUAAAUCCACAUAACCCUAUAAAAAAGCAACACAAGUCAACACAGAUUCCCGAGAACCUCAAGUAUAAACGGCAGAAGUCAACACAGACGACAAAACGGAAACCAGAAAAGAAUGCAAAAGCUACACAGAUACCACAAAACUGUUUUCAACUACAGAAAUCUACACAGACGUCAGAACAGACCAAUCAAAAACUGUCAGCAACGUGUACUACACAUCAGAUGCAAAAACAGACACAGGUUACACAGACGUCAAAGAAUCUUCAAGAACUAGAAAAGUUAUUACGAAACCAAGCAGACCCAAGAACAUCUGUGAAACAUGAAAAAGAAAAACCUAAUUUCAAGAUACCCGAGGUUUCAGAAGAAACACUAAUAAAGCAUUUGGGAACGAUACCUGACCUUUCCAAAAAAGCAGAAGCCAGAGAAAAAGAUAAGUCUUUGAAAAAUGCACAGAAGCCUUUGAGAGACAAGACACAAGAACACACACAAAAAACAGCUCACUCUUCCAAACACUCCACCAGCUCGGCAAAUGAACCAGACCCUUCAGAAGAUGCAGCACAGGUUAUGGGAUUCGUAAGACCAAGACUUUUAGAGCAGAGAGCAGAAUAUCCACAAGAGGAAUGUCACCCACUCAAAAACCUAGCUCAUUGCAUGAAGACACAAACACCCAACCGAACACAGCCUGUGGAGCAAAGUCCCAAGUUGCUGAAGAUUAUAAUCUAUUUAAUAAGAUGCACUAAACUUACAUUCAGACGUCAACACCCUAUACCCCACAGGCCAAAGCCACUGCACCCUUGGCAAAACGCGACGCACACCACACUGCCUAACCAAAAGACGUCGAAACAAGCACGCCCUAUGCGGAAGAAACCUGAGGAAGACAAGCCUAUAAGAGAGCCACAAGCACCAAUAGUAGUAAAGAAAGGCAGGGUAAGUCUGCAUAUGGAUGAUAUCUAUGGGGAAAAUGAGGCAGAGACAUGUUCUAAAGAUGAAGAUAUGAUGGAUUUAUUGAUGCCAACACCUAGUAGGGAGGUCAAAGGUAUCGUAACUUUAAAUAUGAUGAGAAAUGAGUGUAAAGGGAAUGUGAGAAAUGAGAGCCGAUCUGAACACAAGGCAAAUAUGGAUAAACAUGAAGAGAAGCUAACUGGAGAGACACCUUCUGCAGAUGAAGCUAUGAUGGCUUUCUUAAUGCCCACAGCCAGUAGAGAGGUCAAAGAUACUGUAACUUUAAAUGCAAUGGGAAAUAAUGAGUGUAAAGGGACUGUGAGAAAUGAAAUACAACCUGAGCAUAAGAGAAAUAAUUUGGUUAGACAUGAAGAGAACCGAACUGGAGCUGUGAUGAGGAAACAAUGUGAAUCUAAGAAAAAAAAAAAACUGAAGGAAAUAUUGAAGCCUAUGGAGAAAAUUGAACCAAAGGAAGCGAACCUCAUUGAACCUAAGGAAAUAUAUAUGAGAAAGGAACCUGAACCUAUGAAAGAAUCCAUUAAACUUAAAGAAAUAUUAAAGAAACCGAAGGAAAAGAAACAGAACCUAAGGAUAUAACAACAGAACCUAAGGAUAUAACAACAGUGUCUAAGGAACAGCCAAAAAAGGUAAUAUCAAAGAACAAAGUAGAAGAAAAAGUUAAUAAUGAAAAUAUAAUUGAACCUGAGAUAAAAGUAAUCAUGCCUGAAAAAAAUGAACUCUCAAAGAUAUCAAUGCAUGCUAAAACAAACUUGCUUUCAGAUUCAUCCCCAGCAUCACCAAAGAAAGUAAGCCUCCAGGUAACAUCGAGAGUAAUGCAUCUGGAAAAGAAAAUAUCUACUGAGGAAAUUACAACAUUCAAUAAAAUGACACAGACAGAAAAGCCUGCAUGUCAAGACAAUGAGACAGGAGAGAUGCCACCAGUUUUAUUCUCAAAGGUGACACAGACAGAAGAGGAGGAAGAGGAGCUGCCACCUGUCUCAUUCUCCAAGAUGACACAAACAGAUACCCCACUGCAUCAAAUGGAUUGGGAAGGAAGGAUACCACCAAUUUCACCUCCCUCUACAGUUACACACAUAGACUUCACUGACUCACACUUUAUAUCUCCUCCCCCACAAGAAUCCCAAGCUUUGGAGACACAUACAGAUUCAUCCUUAGUGGAGAUCCUUGAUCCUGAGCAACAAGGCUUCAAUGAGAGCAACGUCUCACACUGUCAUCAAAGAGAAAUAGAGUUACAGGAUAGUGAAGGUGAGGAGGCUGGUUCACCUACAUCAGAUCCUAGUUACUGUGCUACAGGGGAGCCAAGUGACAAUACCAGUGCCUAUCUUACAGACGACCAAGAAUCUUCAGCCACGUCACAAUGCUCACCACCAGGCCAGCAUGGCAGCAAAGAUUAUGAACUGGAUAGGUCCUGGUUUCAAAUAUAUCAAUAUUUUAGAUGCAGAAACAAACUCGCGGAAUUGUACAAAAAGCUGCAGACAGUUCAACACCAACUCACUAAACAGGCCAACAAGCUUCAGAAAACAGUGAAUGUGUCUGAGAAUAAAGAGGAUUUGACAUGCAAAGUACAACAUUUGAAUCAGCAGAUGGAGUCUGAGAAAGUCAAUCUGAAAGCAGCAAUGGAUGAGGAAAAGAAGCACAGGAGAUGCUGUGAAGAAUUAUCCAAUAAUCUGCAAAGCAUCAAGAAGGAGAGGAAAAAGCUUCUCUCAAAUAGAGAGUUGUUGCAAAAAGAGAUUAACCUUACCCAGCGGGAAAAAUUUGAUCUGGAUGCACGCAAGUGUUACCAGCAGUCUCUGCCCACCGCAAAGCAGGGACAGAAGGGCGAGUACCUCAAGAGGUACGAACACGACCUCACUCUCAGGGUCAGCAAGGCAGAUGAGACUGUGGAAUCCAAUCGAAGAGAAAUGUACAACAUGGAGAAAAAUCUCGAUGCAAUGGAGGCCAAGAGAAGGGAGUGCCGACACUCCAUCAAGGCAAUCUCUUGCAAGAUUAUUAACAUCAAGAAAAAACAGCACCGACUUGUGGAACUUCACAACAACAUCUUGACUGCAAAGGCAAACACCCACAAGAUCAAAAGAUUUAGAGAUCAUGCCAGGAACAUCAAGCAGCAUGUCUCCAGGCUCAGGAAGGUCAUCAGCACACUGCAGAAGGUGCCGGAUGACAAGCAACACCACAUCCCAACACUGACGGCAGCACUUAAUGAUGCACAGAUACAGACAAUAUCCUGGACGGUGACCGAGCAGAGUCAGCGCCAAGAAUCCAAGCUGCAGGAGGACCUCUCGGGGCACCACCUGCUGGUAGCCUCUGACAUGUGGAGGGUCUCUACCUUCCAGUCAAAACAUAGGCCGCAGAAGACUUCAACUAGAUCUUGGACAGUGGAGCCAAGGGAUGCAGCUCCAAGAUAUGUGGUGAUCCGUGUCAACAGGAAUGAUGUGUGGGCCGUAACAGACAAUACAAGGAAGAGCAGAUUUGAAUAAGAUAGCACCUAUAAUCUUGCAUCAAGGAAACUAUGGUUGAAGAUGAAACACAUCACCUAGAAGGACGAACUAAGGAAAUAAAAUACAAAUACAAAUGCACUCAUAAAAAUUUAUCUAAUAUGUUAACACCCCAUGGAAAUUAUUAUGACUGGUUUUCUUUUGUAAAUGCCUAAGGCUUUAGAAUGUUGUUCAUAUUUCAAAAGAAACAUUUUGGCUUACAAAUUUGUCAAAUGCUGCUGAUGUUCAUAAAUGUAUCGCUAUGUUCGUAUGAAGGUUAUUUUGAAUGAUCCUUUUUCUUUCAAAUAUCAAAAGAAUGCAUAAAUGAUCAGUUAGCCUUCAAGUGUAUAUGAAUUUCAUUUUAAGGAGAAUAUUUAUCAACAGGUAUUAUAUUUUUCAGUAAAAGUUUAAGAAGUAAUAAUUAUGUACUAUAACAAAAGAAACUAAAUCUUUUAUGGAAUCUUGAUUUACUGCAUUUAAAAAUAUUUAUUGUGUAUUUCCCA
This is a messenger RNA of Portunus trituberculatus (swimming crab), 4837 nucleotides long. Its product is annotated as adhesive plaque matrix protein-like. The transcript has 2 exons. Lineage: Eukaryota; Metazoa; Arthropoda; Malacostraca; Decapoda; Portunidae. The coding region runs from base 2562 to 4337 and encodes 591 amino acids. The record is from RefSeq and is a predicted model, not a curated record.